CACUCCAAGCCGGGUUGAGCCGCGGAAUCCUUCCAACGAUGUAUGCGCCGGGGCGCCGACCCUGACCUAGCGCGUCCCGGCAGGCCAAUAUGCCCGGCCGUCGACCCACCCUUUCCCUUCCCGCUCGCCGCGGCUCCCCGCUCUGGCUGGCCGUCUGAAUUUGGCCGUGGACUCCCAGGGGACUCAUGUUGCACGUCGAACCCACUCCGUGUAUGUUGCUGGACCGCCCCCUGUCGGACGUCCACUCCUUCCCCGCUACCCCGCGGCUCCUCGUUCUGUGGCAUACCACAGGCUGGCCGUGAGGGCAUUGCCACAGCCCGUCUGCUUAUCUGCGGAUCGCCCGCCUCCACCUGUCUUCGCUGGACCUGAUGCAGCCGCCGCUGGAUUACUAUUAUUUUGCUUUUAUUUAUUUUGCUUUUUGUGAUUUCGCGCGUGCGGUUUCUGACUCCACCGAAAUAUAUUCGUGCGUGUUCGUGGUGGCAUCCUGCCCUAUCCCA
This is a messenger RNA of Drosophila ficusphila, 497 nucleotides long. RefSeq lists its product as uncharacterized. The coding region runs from base 43 to 369 and encodes 108 amino acids. The transcript is spliced from 3 exons. NCBI's taxonomy places the organism in Eukaryota, Metazoa, Arthropoda, Insecta, Diptera, Drosophilidae. The record is from RefSeq and is a predicted model, not a curated record.